Molecule: messenger RNA, 1083 nt
Organism: Oikopleura dioica
Lineage: Eukaryota; Metazoa; Chordata; Appendicularia; Copelata; Oikopleuridae
Source: the annotation of a GenBank genome assembly
AUGGCAAAAUUUAUUUUGAAAUCAACCUCGAAACUUCGAAUAACAUGGGACACGAUCGUCCUUAUCUUCCUCGCCAUCGACUUGUUCCUCCUCCCCCUCGACGCGGCAAUGGGCGACCAAGUCCGUCAAAUCUACAGCGCUCGAUUUUACAUCGACAUUUUGUUCCUCCUCGAUUUGGCGUUGAACUUCAGAACAAGCGACAAAAGCGACAGGACCAAGAUCAUCCGCGAGGAUUAUUUCAAAGGCUGGUUUGUGAUUGAUUUCUUGUCUUCCUUCCCCUUCGAGUUUCUUUUCUACAGACAUCACUCAAGUUUGGAAUGGAUCGGAAAAAUUCUACGAUUGCUUCGGCUGACUCGACUGUUUCGCUACAUGAAGAACAUCCGGGCAAAAAUCCGCUUCGAAUACAGCGUCACCGAAAUUUUCUUCAAAAUGCUUACCCUUGCCGGUCUCAUUCUUAUUUGGGGCCACUACGGCGCUUGUCUCCUCAUCUUCACUGCAAAAAAAUCAACCAGCGAUGGUCAUCGUCCAGAAAACGCAAUUUUCACUCCAUCGGAAAACAUGAAUUUCAACUGGUACUACGCCAAUGAUUUGCACGAAGCAACAAAAACUUUCGGUGAAAUCUACAUAACUGCUCUUUUCAAAUCGAUGUCCUGCACUCUCACCAUCGGAUACGGCCUCUACACCCCCGUCAACGAAAGCGACGUGGUUGUAACGAUGGUCGUCAUCUUUUUCGGAGCGAUUAUUUUCGCCCUGAUUGUGUCGCAGCUCAUCGCGAUGAUGGAUCAAAUCAAUGUUGGAUCGCUCAAAUUCAAGCGGCAUUUGCAAGAAGUUGGUGAUUACCUCCGAUUCAACCGAAUCCCCAAGCCAUUGAGACAAUCUGUCCGAGAAUUCUACGAUGUCCACUAUAAAAAGCGAAUCUUCGACGAAGCAUCGAUCCUCAAAGAACUGAAUCCACUGCUCUCCGAAGAGGUCCGAAACUGUGGCAGAAUCGACAGCGGUAAGUCCAAGAAAAUCAGCGCUUUUUUGCGCAAAAAUCCGGCUGUUAUCGUGAAAAGGUUUUUUUCCUUGAUCAAAAGACCAUGA